Messenger RNA from Ochotona princeps (American pika), 3704 nucleotides. RefSeq names its product cadherin like and PC-esterase domain containing 1 (gene CPED1). Bases 397 to 3465 code for a protein of 1022 amino acids. The record is from RefSeq and is a predicted model, not a curated record. Lineage: Eukaryota; Metazoa; Chordata; Mammalia; Lagomorpha; Ochotonidae. The transcript has 22 exons.
GAUUUGCUGCUGUGCCGUCUGCUCCUAAACUGAGGCAGGGCGGGCUCCUUCUGUGCGAGUCCAAGGAUGUUGUGAGCAUGGGGCAUUCCGGAAGCCCCAGUUUGGCAGCCUGGGAUGCACUCAGAUGACUAGGGCUAACUAUUCUUAAGUUGGCAUCUUUUUACAACUCAGGCCAGCCGCUUUUCUACCGUCCUCCGUGGCAGGGCUCGCAUGCACCACGCGACCCCGUGACUCCUUGGCAUGGAUCGUUUGGAAAGGUCUGAAGCGGAGAUGGAACACUCUUGGUAGUGGGAAAAGAGAAAAGGAAGACAGAUUGAGAUUUUUCAUGUUGACAAAAAGUAGCUGCUAUGAUUUUCCCGGCAACGUGGACAGGGGCCAAGCGAAGCUGAACUGGACAUGGUCCUUCGUCCAGUUUUUCUUUGUCGUCGGCGACUUUGCCCCCGGCCCUUCCUGGUGGGCCUGGGGGUGGCGAUCUGUCUCUUCUUCCACACCCUCCCGCUCAGAGGUCCUGGGAGGCUCCCCGCCGCGGUCCCUGCGGCUGCCCCCGCCUCGCCCCCCCAAGCCAGCAGAUGCAAGCAAGGAGGACACCCCUCGGACCGGCAGUGCUUCCUUCUCUCCGACAGCGCCCAGGAACGCAGGAAGAUCCAAGAGGCUAUUGAGGCACAUUUUGGCAGUCGUGGCAGGAGGGCCAUGCUCUACAGGCCUCCAUCCUACAACCAACGGGAGCUGCAGGUCUACCAGCACAUCCUCACCCAGCAUGGCUACACAGCCGUCUCUGCUGAAGCCAAGUUCCCUGCCGGCCUGGGGCUCGGGCUGCUCCACCAAGGUGAUUUGGGCUCUGUGGAUCUGCUCAUUUGCCUGUCUUCUAGGAAAGCCGACGGGCACCCCUGUGUAUCCAAGGAAGACAUGUGCCGGCUAGGCCCUCAUCAGAAGGUAAAUGUAAUACCAGAGGUACAGCACCAUAUUUGCAGAAAGAAAGGAUUAUGUCAAAUAAUGAGAAGAUUUCCAGAAUUGCGACUUCCUGUGAGUCCUUCUGUGUGCCUGGAUCCAGAAGUGCAAUCCCAGCCAAAUACUUCAAGUCACCUUUUAAAACCAGGGAAGCCACAUACAUGGAAACCGGGGGAAUGGAGACAUGAGCUGCUGAAUCAAACAACAGCCCUCGCUCCACACGAAACAAUCUUCAGAGCUCAAGAUCUCUCCGUGAUUCUGAAAGCAUACGUGUUAGUGACAUCCUUAACCCCUUUGCGCGCAUUCAUUCAUUCAACGGGUACAGUUUGGAAUCCGCCAAAGAAAAAGCGCUUUACUGUCAAGCUGCAAACAUUUUUUGAGACAUUCCUGAGGGCCAGUUCCCCUCUUCAGGCUUUCGACAACAUGAAGGAAGCAAUUAGCAAACUGCUCCUGGCGGCUGAUGUAUUCAGCGACACUUCCACUGUGGGACCAAAGACCAACAGAUGCAGAUCAUGUUUUCAACUUGUAACUUUUGAUAUUGGCUAUAGCAGUUUCAGGCACCCUGUUGUGCUCCAGGUACACGACUAUUUAAACUUUCAAGACGAUGCUAGUGUGGACUUCGAGGACCAAAACACGAAAGAAACUCUUUUACGAGACACUUUCGAUUUUCUCUUCUCCAACGAAUCUUCACUUUCUGUGUUUCCUGAGAUAUUUCAAAAACUUUAUAGAUCAGGUGUAUUUAAGGGUGAAAACUCUCAUAAGAAACGAAAUCAAUGCUUGCCUUUGGAGGAAAUUAACUCAAUUAUGACUUUCAUAGAGGAACUUGGGAGUCUGGGACAAUUCCAGCUGCUCUUCCCAUCUACUGCUCCUGGGAUUCAGUCUGUGAUGCAUGAAGUUUAUGCUAUGGCAAGUCCUCUGGGGAAACCUGGCUCACUUUUGAACCAAUACUUGUCUCUCUUAAGUGUAUUUGAACCACUUCAGCUCAUGAAUAAAAAGGCACCGCUACAUCUAGUGGAACGGAAUCAUUUUACAGAGAAUGAGAGCAUUGGAAAACCGCAAGUGCCUUUGGAUGCAAUUGAAAAUAAAAAAGUGCCACAAAUUAUGAAUGCAGAUACAGAAACACAUUGCAAUCAUGAUAAAGAAACACUAUGUCACAUCCAACAGAUCUUCACGCACCCACAUUUGGAACUAAAUCCUGAAUUUAACCCCAAGAUCAAAGAUUAUUACUCAGAAGUUCCAUUUGAUGUGGUAACUGUGACGAUUGGAGCAGAGACUUCUAAGUGUCGGUGCAAGGUGCACCUGCAUGAGCGGACAGGGCCAAGCUUUGCCAAGUAUCCUCUGGGGUUAGGAAUGAACAAAAUCUCCAUGCUUGUGGUGGAUGACUCUGCAGCACAGGGAGAGACCCUGAUCACAUACAAACUCACCAUCCAUCGAGAAGACCGCCCAAGUUUGCCCUUGUUUGAGGACUUCACGGCAUGUGGUUUCACGCAGGAUUGUGGUUUGCUGAUUCAUCCAGAGGAAGCCUGUGGGUUACAGCCCAUUUCUUCUGACUAUAUUGAAGCCAUUUCACAGCCUGAACUAAAGAGUUGUCCAUCUGGGGACACAAAAGGCCAGUGGGUUGUGCCAUGCCUUAGUUGUUCUGACAACAGGACCUGUGAUUGGAGAGAAAUCACUUGGCAGCCCCACAACUGCCGACACGGUGUCCUCCUGAAGCCACAGCUGCAGCAGUGCCUCCGAGGAAGGAAGAUUCUUUUCAUCGGCGAUUCAACCAAUAGAGGCAUCAUGUACUAUCUGAUUGAAAGAGUGAAUGAAACAUUGCAGGAAUGGCAGAAAGUGCACAGCACUAAAUUGUAUCACAACGUCAAUGGUGGGGAGACCUUGAUCAGUUACUCUUACUACCCUCAGUUCUGGAUAAGCCCUUCCUUGAGACCGACAUUUGAAAAAGCGCUUGAACAUCUCUUACAAAGAUCACGUCCCCUGGAGAAUACGGGCCAGACUGUACUGGUUGUUGGUGGUGUUCAGUGGCUCAAUUCCAAUCACCUGCAAAUUAUUCACAAGGUUUUGAAGAGGGAAAACUUACUUAAUAUCCUAGUGAUCAUCAAAACUCUGGGAAUUGGAUUUCAUUUGCCCGUGGAUGGAGUGCAUUUCUUAACACUGGGUGAAGUACGGAACCUCUGGAAGGAAAAUUUGAUCAUUCUGGAUGCUGCAAAAAAAUACGGCUAUGAGGUUGUUGAUACGUUCACUAUAACAAUGGGGCGAUACAAAGAGUUUCUGCAGGGAAACUGUGGGUGUCAUUUCCACGAGGUAGUGAAAUCAAAAUUAUCCAAAGAAUAUAACUUUCUUCAAACGAAGAGAUCGAGAAAUCACAUCGUGGGAAAAUAUUUUAGCAAUCAAAGAGAACGGCAACAAGACUCUGUAACCAAUUUUCAAUCACCAUAUCAUGUCCGAGGCCCCAUAAACCAGGUUUGUUCUGAAAUUCUUCUCAGCAGAAUGUGUGGAAGUACAAGGAGAACGUAGGUGUCCUCCCGCAGAGCUGAACUGGAGUUGGAAAUAAGCCAAGCAUCCUGGAUGUUGGCCUACAAACCCACACUAGGCAUCACAUGGAACUUGGAUUGGCCAAUACACCUGUGCACGCCAGCACGUACAUGCACACCCAGCUAAAAAGAAGUCAUAUUUUCCACCAUCGUAUUAUAGUCAAGAUCUGAACUUAAAGAUCAGUUGGCUUUAGGGUGAAAGAUCUAGAAGAUUACUUGACA